CCGCGCUGCUUCGUCUUUUUAGAGUUGCUACCGAUUUCCCUUGCUUUUGACUUGGUGGCAGUUAGUGGAUUCCGCGCCCGGGAAUGGAGCAGUUGGGUGAUCUCGAGCUUCUGAUGGAGAAGAGUUUCGGAGACAAGGCUGAGCCGCCCGCGGAGCCAUUUCAGAAAAAGGUGGAAGCUUCCUCUUCUAAAACAGUUCUGAGCUGUGGAAUGGAUAAUCGGUACCUGGUGUUAGCAGUCAAUAUUGUACAAAAUGAAGAAGGAAACCAUGAAAAGCAUUUACUCAUCACUGCUUCCCAGUCACUAGAAAAUAAAGAAUUGUGCAUCCUUAGGAAUGACUGGUGCUCUGUACCAGUAGAGCCAGGGGACAUCAUUCAUUUGGAGGGAGACUGCACAUCUGACACCUGGUUAAUAGAUGAAGAUUUUGGAUUUUUGAUUCUGUAUCCAGACAUGCUGAUUUCUGGCACAAGUAUAGCCAGUAGUAUUCGAUGUAUGAGAAGAGCUGUCCUGAGUGAAACUUUCAGGAGCCCUGAUCCAGCCUCGCGCCAAAUGCUGAUUGGUACAGUUCUCCAUGAAGUAUUUCAGAAAGCAAUAAGUGAUAGCUUUGCCCCAGAAAAGCUACAAGAACUUGCUUUUCAAACUGUUCAAGAGAUAAGGCAUCUGAAGGAAAUGUAUCGCUUAAAUUUGAAUCAAGAUGAAUUAAAACAAGAAGUAGAAGAGUAUCUUCCUUCAUUUUCUAAGUGGGCUGGAGAUUUCAUGCAUAACUGUAAUUCAACUGGCUUCCCACAGAUGCAGCUCUCUUUAUUGCUGUAUCUGGCAGAGGGGGUGGAUCUUGUUGCAUUAGUUCACUGUGAUAAAUUGCCAAGUGAUGGUAGUAACAAUAACACAACAUGUAAUAUUGAAGUCAUAAAAUCACUGGAUAUUGAAGAAAGCAUUUGGUCCCCUAGGUUUGGGUUAAAGGGCAAAAUAGAUGUUACAGUUGGUGUGAAAAUACAUCGAGGAUGUAAAGUGAAAGAUAUAAUAAUGCCAUUGGAACUCAAAACUGGCAAAGAAUCAAAUUCUAUUGAACACCGUAGUCAGCUGGUUCUGUAUACACUGCUCAGUCAGGAGAGAAGAUCCGAUCCAGAGGCAGGCCUGCUCCUCUACCUGAAGACCGGCCAGAUGUACGCUGUGCCUGCCAACCAUCUCGAUAAAAGAGAAUUAUUAAGACUAAGAAACCAGAUGGCAUUCUCUUUAUUUCACCGUAUUAGCAAAUCUGCUACUGGAAAUGAGAAGACAAAGCUUGCUCCUUUGCCACAAAUAAUUGAGGAACAGCAAACCUGUAAAUAUUGUUCACAAGUGGGCAACUGUGCUCUUUACAGCAGAGCAGUUGAACAACAGACGGACGACAGUUCAGUCCCCAUUGGCAUGCUGCCCCAAAUAAAAGAAGAAACCCAGCACCUCAAGCUUACCCACUUAGAAUAUUUCAGCCUUUGGUGUCUAAUGUUAACUCUGGAGUCACAAUCAAAGGACAACAAAAAGAAUCACCAAAAUAUAUGGUUGAUGUCUUCUUCAGAAAUGGAGCAGAGUGGCAACUGCAUUGGAAACCUGAUCAGAACAGAACAUGUAAAGACAGUUGGUGAUGGACAAUAUUUACAUAAUUUCCAACGUAAAAAUGGUGCCAUGCCUAUCACAAAUCUAAUGGCAGGUGACAGAAUUAUUUUAAGUGGAGAAGAGAGAACACUAUUUGCUUUGUCUAGGGGAUAUGUAAAAGAGAUUAGCAGGACGACAGUAACCUGUUUAUUAGACAGGAACUUGUCAGUACUCCCAGAAUCAACUUUGUUCAGACUGGACCAGGAAGAAAAAAAUUGUGAUAUAAAUACCCCAUUAGGAAAUCUUUCUAAAUUGAUGAAAAAUACUGAUACCAGCCAAAAACUUCGAGAGUUAAUCAUUGACUUGCGUGAACCUCAGUUUAUAUCCUAUCUCAGUUCUGUUCUUCCACAUGAUGCAAAGGAUGCAGUUGCCUCUAUUCUAAAAGGCUUGAAUAAGCCUCAGAGGCAAGCAAUGAAAAAGGUACUUCUUUCAAGAGACUACACACUCAUCGUGGGCAUGCCUGGAACAGGGAAGACAACUACAAUAUGUACUCUUGUAAGAAUUCUCUACACCUGUGGUUUUAGUGUUUUAUUGACCAGUUAUACACACUCUGCUGUUGACAAUAUUCUUUUGAAGUUAGCCAAGUUUAAAAUAGGAUUUUUGCGCUUGGGUCAGCCUCAGAAGGUACAUCCAGAUAUUCAGAAAUUUACAGAGGAGGAAAUUUGCAGAUCAAAGUCUAUUAAAUCUUUAGCUCUUCUAGAAGAACUCUACAAUAGUCAACUUAUAGUUGCAACAACAUGUAUGGGAAUAAACCAUCCAAUAUUUUCCCGUAAAGUUUUUGAUUUUUGUAUUGUGGAUGAAGCAUCUCAAAUUAGCCAACCAGUUUGCCUGGGGCCCCUUUUUUUUUCUCGGAGAUUUGUGUUGGUAGGGGAUCAUCAGCAGCUUCCUCCCCUGGUGCUAAACCGUGAAGCAAGAGCUCUUGGCAUGAGUGAAAGCUUAUUCAAGAGGCUGGAGCAGAAUAAAGAUGCUGUUGUACAAUUAACUGUGCAGUACAGAAUGAACAGUAAAAUCAUGUCCUUAAGUAAUAAACUGACAUAUGAAGGAAAGCUGGAAUGUGGAUCAGACAAAGUGGCCAAUGCAGUGAUAAACCUACCUAACUUUAAAGAUGUAAAGCUGGAACUGGAAUUUUAUGCUGAUUAUUCAGAAAGUCCUUGGCUGAUUGGAGCAUUUGAACCAAACAAUCCUGUUUGUUUUCUUAAUACAGACCAGGUUCCAGCACCAGAACAAGUUGAAAAGAGUGGUGUGAGCAAUAUAACAGAAGCCAAACUCAUUGUCUUCCUGACUUUGACUUUUAUUAAGGCUGGAUGUAAUCCCUCUGAUAUUGGUAUUAUUGCACCAUAUAGGCAGCAGUUAAAGAUCAUCAAUGAUUUAUUGGCACAUUCAUCUGUUGGGGUGGUUGAAGUUAAUACAGUAGACAAAUACCAAGGAAGAGACAAAAGUAUCAUUCUAGUGUCUUUUGUUAGAAGUAAUCAAGAUGGAACGCUUGGUGAACUCUUGAAAGACUGGCGACGACUUAAUGUUGCUAUUACCAGAGCCAAACAUAAACUGAUUCUCCUGGGAUGUGUGUCCUCACUAAACCGCUAUCCUCCUUUGGGGAAGCUACUUUGCCAUCUAAACUCGGAAAAAUUAAUCAUUGAUCUGCCAUCAGGAGAACAUGAAAGUCUUUGUUAUGUAUUGGGUGAUUUUCAAAGAAGGUGAAACACGGUUUUCCUUUUUCAUAGUGAUCUUCUCUAACAGUUUCCUUUUAUGAGUCAUUUGGGCAUGUUCUAAAGUCAGCACCUGGUUAGGCUGUGGAGAUAACUUUUAUCCUAAGGGUAUGAAAUGAUGUAAAUGUACUCUGUUCAGAGUUGCAGGUUUGUGUGUACGUGUUUGUAUAAUCUUGUUAAGCAUAAUGUUCUAUCACCAUACAAAAUUUAACACUAUUUUUCAGUACAGGUAUACUCAAAACUGAAAAGUCUAAAUUUAUAGUACUAUAUAUGUGUUUUUAUGUGACCUACAAAGAAUUUGAUAAAUGUUUACCAGCUUUUGAGAUGGACUUUUGGGGGGAUCUGAGGUUUAAACUUUUAAGUUUAAAAUUUCAAGAUUAACUUGUUUUGUAGAUUUUUAUCAUAUUUUAUUUGCAAUGCAGGUAAAGAAAAUUGAUUUGUUUGUUUUUUUUUUCAUUUAAGUACAAUCUUAUGGUGAUGAGAACAUGGGUGUGAAUUUUUUUUUGAGAUUCCUAAUCCAAAUCUAUUUUGCUGUUUUUCCCUUUUUAUUUCUGGUGUCAGAUAUGCUUUCACUUAAAAACCUAGCCUUUUUGCCCUGGCCAGUGUGACUCAGUGGAUUGAGAAUCAGCUUGCAAACUAAAGGGUCACCAGUUUGAUUCCCAGUCAGGGCACAUGCCUGGGCUGUGGGCCAGGUCCCCAGCA
Phyllostomus hastatus (greater spear-nosed bat) is the source of this 4039-nucleotide messenger RNA. It is a transcript of the gene DNA2, whose product is annotated as DNA replication helicase/nuclease 2. The record is from RefSeq and is a predicted model, not a curated record. Lineage: Eukaryota; Metazoa; Chordata; Mammalia; Chiroptera; Phyllostomidae. Gene Ontology annotation, biological process: replication fork reversal. Gene Ontology annotation, molecular function: 5'-flap endonuclease activity; single-stranded DNA helicase activity. The transcript has 22 exons. Gene Ontology annotation, cellular component: cytoplasm. The coding region runs from base 84 to 3329 and encodes 1081 amino acids.